Messenger RNA from Protopolystoma xenopodis, 213 nucleotides. The record is from the annotation of a GenBank genome assembly. Lineage: Eukaryota; Metazoa; Platyhelminthes; Monogenea; Polystomatidea; Polystomatidae.
AUGCUCACGGUACCACCUGUUGGCGUGGCAAACUGCUAUCAGUCGCCCGAGACAACAAAGGACAAGCGGUUGAGUGAACACUGGGUGCUGCCAGUUGGCCUCGUGGCAAACGGCGCCAAAUGUGCGGUUUCACCGGCAAAUCAGCAUAAAGACUUUGCGAUUCCGGUCAGCAUAUUUCUGCCAUUGCUAGGUCAGGAAAUGGCCUUAACGUAA